Molecule: messenger RNA, 881 nt
Organism: Malus domestica (apple)
Lineage: Eukaryota; Viridiplantae; Streptophyta; Magnoliopsida; Rosales; Rosaceae
Product: SKP1-like protein 1A
Biological process (GO): SCF-dependent proteasomal ubiquitin-dependent protein catabolic process
Cellular component (GO): nucleus; cytoplasm
Molecular function (GO): cullin family protein binding
Source: RefSeq, a predicted model, not a curated record
CCGUCACAACUGAAAAAUAAAAAUUUCUCGAAUUCUCAAAGUGUAGAAGGAAAAACCUCCUCAGUUCCCAUCCCUUCGUUUCACAAUUCACAAAUCAAUUUUGAAACCCUAAAUCCCUUUCUCUCUCUCGAAUACCCUAGACCGGGAUGGCCGCUGAGAAGAAGAUGAUCACCCUGAAGAGCUCGGACGGCGAGGCGUUCGAGGUCGAUGAGGCGGUUGCUAUGGAGUCACAGACCAUCAAGCACUUGGUGGAGGACUGCGCCGACAAUGCGAUCCCUCUCCCCAACGUGACCAGCCACAUCCUCGCCAAGAUCAUCGAGUACUGCCGGAAGCAUGUCGAGGGUCGCAAAGACGGCGACAGCACCGACCUCGGCAAGAGCGGCGAUGAGACUCUCAAGAAGUUUGACGAGGACUUCGUCAACGAGAUAAAAGCUGAUCAGAAUGUCCUCUUUGAUCUGAUUUUAGCUGCGAACUAUCUAAACAUCAAGAGCCUGCUGGAUCUGACCUGCCAGACUGUGGCUGACAUGAUCAAGGGAAAGACACCUGAAGAGAUCCGCAAGACUUUCAAUAUCAAGAAUGAUUUCACCCCUGAGGAGGAAGAAGAGGUUCGCAGGGAGAACCAGUGGGCAUUCGAGUAAGCAGAAGGGCCUUCUCCAAAAUGUUGAUAGUAUGAUAGGGAUGUCGAUAUAGUUAGAGCGUUCAUAUUUUGCUUUUAGGGGGGUUUUUGGAAGGAGAGCUAAGUUUUAUGGCUACUUGUAAUUGAAGCGAUUUUUUGUUUAGUGAUGCUCAAGUCUUGUCAAGAUUUCUGCAGACCCCUUUUAUUAUCUUAAAACGUAACGAUUUUAGUAGUUUCUUCAUGUUAUCCAAUCUUACACAAGAAA